Bactrocera neohumeralis is the source of this 2111-nucleotide messenger RNA. RefSeq lists its product as uncharacterized. Lineage: Eukaryota; Metazoa; Arthropoda; Insecta; Diptera; Tephritidae. The coding region runs from base 28 to 2052 and encodes 674 amino acids. The transcript has a single exon. The record is from RefSeq and is a predicted model, not a curated record.
CUUCAGUGAAAAAUAAUUUAUUUCAAAAUGCGUUUCAUUCUUACAAUUUGCGCAUUUAUUGUAUCAGCCAAUUCGGCCACCUAUAACCUGCAACCACCGUCUACGUUGCCGCGUUAUCUGAGUCCUGUACCAUCUUCAGAUCCGCAAGCACUCGUACCUUCCUAUCAAUAUUCGGCACCAGCUCCUGCAUCCGCACCUGCGACUUAUGCAGCGCCAGCACCAGCACCCGCCUACGGAGCUUCGGCAAUAGUACAACCACCUUGUGCGGUGGCGCCUGCCCCACUUCCUGAGCCAUUACCGUAUGCACCAACUUUGCUUGCAUCGGACUCAACGCCUUACAUAGCACCAGCACCGGUUCCAGCUCCUUACUCAGCACCAGAGCCAGUUCCAGUACCAACUCCUUGUUCAUAUGCAGCGGAACCAGUGCCAGCUCCAGAUACUUAUGUAGCGCCACCCCCAGCUCCUGUUGGUUAUGCAACGCCAGAAGCCGUGCCUGCUCCUUCACCGUGUUCUAAUGCGAUAGCCCUGGCACCAGCUGUAAAUGCUUAUGCACCUGCGCCUGCUCCAGCUCCUGUUGCUUACGCAGCACCUGCUCCUGCUCCAGCUCCUGUUACUUACGCAGCACCUGCUCCUGCCCCAGCUCCUAUUGCUUACGCAGCACCUGCUCCUGCUCCCGGUCCAGUCGCUUAUGCUGCAGCUGAUCCCAUACCAACAGCACCAUGUCCUUACACAACUGCUCCAGCGUCGAUUCCUGAUGCAUAUGCUCCGGUAGCACCUAUUCAAGAUGCCUAUUUACCAACAGCGCCGUCCACAGCUGCUUACGUAGCUCCAGGAUUAAAUCCCGUCCCAUCACCAUGUUCAAAUGCAGUCGCACCUGAGGCUUAUGCAGCUCAGUCAUCCGCUCCAGUUGCUUAUGCGCCACCAGUAGACCCUGCACCAGCAUCUUAUGCAGCUCCUGACUCAGUUUCAAUACUCUCACCCUGCCCUUAUGCUACUGCACCACCUUCAGCUCAGGAUGUUUAUCCAGCCCCUGCUCCAGCCCCUGCUAGUUACGCGGCACCAGUACUCCCACCAGCAACUUACGCAGAACCAGAUUCAGUGCCAGUACUCCUACUGUCGCCUUUUUCAUCUCCAGCAGCUGCUCCAGCCGCUUACUCAGUACCAGCACCAGGUCCACAAGCUUAUAAUGCUCCCGUACCAGUUCCAGCACCUGCACCAGUCUCCUUUUAUGCUCCUCCAAGCCAAAGUGUCUCACCAGCCCUACCCUCUUAUCCAGCACCAACACAAUCUGUCGCAUCUUAUGCUGCUCCGGCGCCUGCUCCUGCCCCUUGUGCAGCUCCAAUUCCAGCUCCAGCUCCAGCUCCUGUGGCAUAUGCUGCUCCUUCACCGGUUGGUUAUGCUGCUCCUGAGCCAGCUCAGCCAUCUUACGCUGCACCAGCACAGGUUCCCGCUCUUUCUGCAUUAUCAUCCUAUACAGCGCCAGCCCCAGCAUCCCCUCUCGCACCAUAUGCAGCCCCGGCACCUGCUCCAGCCCCUUGUGCCGCUCCAGUUCCGGCUCCAGGUCUGGUAUCCUACGCUGCUCCUGAACCUGCUCAACCAACUUAUGCUGCACCAGCCCCAACACCGCUUCCUGCCGCUUAUGCGGCUUCAGCUCCAUCUCCUUUGUCCUAUGCUGCUCCUUCACCGGCUGCUUAUGUUGCUCCUGAACCAGCUCAGCCAUCUUAUGCUGCUCCAGCACCAGCACCGCCAUCGCCUUCUGCCUCUUAUAUAGCUUCAGCUCCAGCUUCACUGACCUAUGCUGCUCCUGAGCCAGUUCAGCCAUCUUAUGCUGCACCACCACCGGCUGCCUCUGCUUAUGCACCGCCAUCUUACGUAGCACCAGCCCCAGCAUCCCCUCCUGCCCCAUAUCAAGCCACAGCUCCAGCUCCGGUGUCCUAUGCUCCAUCUUCACCAGCUGCACCUGAGCCAGUUCAACCAUCUUAUGCUGUACCAGCACCAGCUCCCGCACCUAUUCUUCCCCCAUAUUCCAGUGCUGUUAAAUACUAUCAAUGAACACAAUAUGUUUAAAAUAGUUUCCGAAGACAUCAAUAAAUAAAUCAUAUUACAGCCCA